CCGCGGGGGGGUGAGGUCCGCGGCCCCCCGCCCUCCCCCCAGCCCUCGCCCGCCCCCUCCCCGGCCCGCUCGCCCUCCGGGGCGGUGGGGCAUGGCCUGAGGGUCCCCGUGAACGGGGGGUGGGGGUGGGGGAGGGGGGAGGGCCGCGGGCGCCGCCGACCGGGACUCAGCAGCCCCGCCAGGCAGCUGCCUGUGAUGCUGCUGUCCCCCGUCGCCCCGUGGCCCCACGAUGACCCACAGCCCCGCGACAAGCGAGGACGAGGAACGCCACAGUGCCAGCGAGUGUCCCGAGGGGGGCUCAGAAUCCGACAGCUCCCCAGACGGGCCAGGGAGAGGCCCCCAGGGGACUCGGGGCCCGGGCAGCGGAACACCUGGUAACCUGGCCUCUACCCGAGGCCUCCAGGGACGCUCCAUGUCUGUCCCCGACGACGCCCACUUCAGCAUGAUGGUUUUCAGGAUUGGCAUCCCUGACUUGCACCAGACGAAAUGCCUGCGCUUCAACCCUGAUGCCACCAUCUGGACAGCCAAACAGCAGGUACUGUGUGCCCUGAGUGAGAGCCUACAGGAUGUGCUUAACUACGGACUGUUCCAGCCGGCCACCUCAGGCCGGGAUGCCAACUUCCUGGAAGAAGAGAGGCUGCUAAGAGAGUACCCCCAGUCCUUUGAAAAGGGGGUACCCUACCUGGAGUUCCGCUACAAGACCCGAGUCUACAAACAGACCAACCUGGAUGAGAAACAGCUGGCCAAAUUGCACACGAAGACGGGGUUGAAGAAGUUCCUGGAAUAUGUGCAGCUCGGGACGUCCGACAAGGUGGCAAGGCUGCUGGACAAGGGGCUGGACCCCAAUUACCAUGACUCAGAUUCAGGAGAGACACCUUUGACCCUGGCGGCCCAGACUGAAGGCUCAGUAGAGGUGAUUCGAACGCUGUGCCUGGGUGGGGCUCACAUAGACUUCAGGGCCCGGGAUGGCAUGACAGCGCUGCACAAGGCUGCAUGUGCUCGGCACUGCCUGGCACUCACGGCACUUCUGGACCUUGGGGGCUCCCCCAACUACAAGGACCGCCGAGGGCUGACCCCCCUGUUCCACACAGCUAUGGUGGGGGGCGAUCCCCGCUGCUGCGAGCUGCUUCUGUACAACAGGGCCCAGCUGGGCAUUGCGGAUGAGAACGGCUGGCAGGAAAUCCACCAGGCCUGCCAACGGGGCCACUCUCAGCACCUGGAACACCUGCUCUUCUAUGGGGCUGAGCCUGGAGCCCAGAAUGCCUCAGGAAACACAGCCCUGCACAUCUGUGCUCUCUACAACAAGGAGACCUGUGCCAGGAUCCUCCUUUAUCGUGGAGCAAACAAGGAUGUGAAAAAUAAUAACGGACAGACACCCUUCCAGGUGGCUGUGAUUGCUGGGAAUUUUGAGCUGGGGGAGCUGAUCCGUAACCAUCGAGAACAGGAUGUGGUACCCUUCCAGGAGUCCCCCAAGUAUGCAGCCCGGCGUCGGGGAACCCCAGGUGCAGGCCUGACUGUGCCUCCAGCACUGCUGCGAGCUAACAGCGACACAAGCAUGGCCCUGCCUGACUGGAUGGUGUUUUCGGCCCCAGGGGCCUCAUCAUCUGGGACCCCUGGCCCUACCUCAGGACCCCAGGGCCAGUCACAGCCCUCAGCCCCCAGCACUAAGCUCAGUAGUGGGACCCUCCGAAGUGCCAGCAGCCCCCGAGGUGCCCGGGCACGCUCCCCAUCCCGGGGGAGACAUCCCGAAGAUGCCAAGAGACAGCCUCGAGGCCGGCCCAGCUCCAGCGGGACACCCCGAGAAGGGCCGGCUGGGGGAACUGGGGGCUCAGGGGGCCCUGGGGGCUCCCUGGGCAGCAGAGGCAGACGUAGGAAGCUCUAUUCAGCGGUACCCGGACGUUCCUUCAUGGCCGUGAAGUCAUACCAGGCGCAAGGCGAGGGGGAGAUCUCUCUGAGUAAAGGCGAGAAGAUCAAAGUGCUCAGCAUCGGGGAAGGAGGCUUCUGGGAAGGCCAGGUCAAAGGUCGAGUUGGCUGGUUCCCCUCUGACUGCCUAGAAGAGGUGGCAAACCGCUCCCAGGAGGGAAGACAAGAAAGCCGAAGCGACAAGGCAAAGAGACUCUUCAGGCAUUACACAGUGGGUUCCUACGACAGCUUCGAUGCCCCAAGUCUGAUCAAUGGGAUUGACUCAGGGAGUGAUUACAUCAUCAAGGAGAAGACAGUCUUACUGCAGAAGAAGGACAGUGAGGGGUUCGGGUUCGUGCUGCGGGGGGCCAAGGCGCAGACCCCCAUCGAGGAAUUCACCCCCACCCCGGCCUUCCCGGCGCUGCAGUACCUCGAGUCUGUGGACGAGGGUGGCGUGGCAUGGCGGGCUGGACUACGAAUGGGAGACUUCCUCAUCGAGGUGAAUGGACAGAAUGUAGUAAAGGUUGGCCACCGUCAGGUGGUCAACAUGAUCCGCCAGGGAGGCAACACACUGAUGGUCAAGGUGGUGAUGGUGACCAGACACCCAGACAUGGACGAGGCCGUCCACAAGAAAGCAUCCCAGCAGGCUAAGCGGCUCCCGCCCCCAGCCAUCUCCCUGCGUUCCAAGUCUAUGACCUCAGAGCUGGAGGAAAUGGUCUCCCCCUGGAAGAAGAAAUUUGAAUAUGAACAACAGCCUGCGCCGGUGCCCAGCAUGGAGAAAAAGCGGACUGUGUAUCAGAUGGCACUCAACAAACUGGAUGAGAUCUUGGCGGCUGCUCAGCAGACCAUCAGUGCAAGUGAGGGUCCUGGGCCUGGUGGCCUCGCGUCCCUGGGCAAGCACCGGCCCAAAGGAUUCUUUGCCACUGAGUCAAGCUUUGAUCCCCACCACCGCUCCCAGCCAAGUUACGACCGGCCUUCCUUCCUGCCUCCUGGACCUGGCCUUAUGCUCCGGCAGAAGUCUAUUGGGGCUGCGGAAGAUGACAGACCCUACUUAGCACCCCCAGCCAUGAAAUUCAGCCGUAGUCUGUCUGUCCCCGGUUCAGAGGACAUACCCCCACCCCCCACCACAUCCCCACCAGAACCUCCCUACAGCACACCUCCGGCCCCCUCCUCUUCUGGCCGCCUCACUCCCUCCCCUCGGGGAGGCCCCUUCAACCCCGGUUCUGGGGGUCCCCUCUCGGCCUCCUCCCCUUCAUCUUUCGAUGGGCCAUCUCCUCCUGACACCCGUGGUGGGGGCAGAGAGAAGAGCCUGUAUCACAGUGGAGCCCUACCCCCUGCCCAUCAUCAUCCACCUCAUCAUCACCAUCAUCACGCCCCACCUCCACAGCCCCACCAUCACCAUGCACACCCUCCUCACCCCCCGGAGAUGGAGACAGGAGGUUCCCCCGACGAUCCCCCACCUCGAUUGGCCCUGGGACCCCAGCCUAGCCUUCGAGGCUGGCGGGGCGGAGGACCCAGCCCAACCUCAGGGGCCCCAUCGCCUUCCCACCACAGUAGCAGCGGAGGCAGCAGCGGCCCCACUCAGGCUACCGCCCUGCGCUACUUCCAGCUGCCCCCGAGGGCGGCCAGUGCAGCUAUGUACGUGCCUGCUCGCUCGGGCCGAGGUCGCAAGGGCCCACUGGUCAAGCAGACCAAAGUGGAAGGCGAGCCCCAGAAGGGCAGCCUCCCUCCUGCGUCCUCCCCAACAUCCCCGGCGUUGCCACGGCCUGAACCACCUCCGGCCGGGCCGUCGGAGAAAAAUUCCAUCCCCAUCCCUACCAUUAUCAUCAAAGCCCCAUCCACCAGUAGCAGCGGCCGCAGCAGCCAGGGGAGCAGCACAGAGGCCGAGCCCCCCACCCAGCCCGACGGCGCGGGCGGUGGCGGGUCCUCGCCCAGCCCUGCGCCUGCCACGUCCCCGGUGCCGCCGUCCCCGUCGCCCGUGCCCACCCCUGGGUCGCCCAGCGGCCCGGCCACCCUGGACUUCACCAGCCAGUUUGGAGCAGCCCUGGUGGGCGCGGCGCGGAGGGAGGGAGGCUGGCAGAACGAAGCCCGGCGGCGGUCCACGCUGUUCCUGUCCACCGAUGCGGGAGAUGAGGAUGGAGGCGACAGCGGGCUGGGCCCGGGGGCGCCCCCAGGUCCCCGGCUGCGCCAUUCCAAAUCCAUUGAUGAAGGCAUGUUCUCCGCCGAGCCGUACCUCCGGCUAGAGUCGGGGGGCAGCAGCGGGGGCUACGGGGCCUACGCAGCCGGCAGCCGAGCCUACGGGGGCAGCGGGAGCAGCAGCGCCUUCACUAGCUUCCUACCCCCGAGGCCCCUGGUGCAUCCGCUGACUGGCAAGGCCUUGGAUCCCGCCUCUCCGCUGGGGCUGGCCUUGGCCGCCCGGGAGCGGGCCUUGAAGGAAUCCUCGGACGGUGGGGGCACCCCCCAGCCGCCUCCGAGACCCCCAUCGCCACGCUACGACGCCCCGCCGCCCACCCUCCACCACCACUCACCCCACUCACCCCAUUCGCCACAUGCGCGUCACGAGCCAGUGUUGCGCCUCUGGGGGGACCCGGCGCGCCGGGAGCUGGGGUACCGGGCAGGCCUAGGGAGUCAGGAGAAGGCUCUUCCCGCCAGUCCACCUGCAGCUCGCCGCUCUCUACUGCACCGUCUGCCCCCGACGGCUCCUGGGGUCGGGCCGCUCCUGCUGCAGCUGGGGCCGGAACCCCCAACUCCCCUUCCUGGGGUGAGCAAGGCCUGGCGCACUGCAGCCCCCGAGGAGCCUGAGCGGCUGCCUCUGCACGUGCGGUUCCUUGAGAAUUGCCAGGCCCGGCCUCCCGCAGCGGGAGCGAGAGGGUCUUCCACUGAAGAUGGGCCUGGGGUUCCACCGCCCAGCCCUCGCAGGGUCUUGCCAGCCUCUCCAACCUCCCCGCGGGUCAGUGAGGAGAACGGCCUUCCGCUGCUGGUCCUGCCGCCGCCAGCCCCUUCGGUGGAUGUGGACGACGGCGAGUUUCUUUUUGCGGAGCCGCUGCCUCCACCCCUGGAGUUUUCCAAUAGCUUCGAAAAGCCAGAGUCGCCUCUCACGCCCGGGCCUCCCCACCCGCUGCCAGACCCUCCCUCCCCGGCUACCCCUCUACCUGCAGCCCCACCCCCGGCUGUGGCCGCAGCCCCUCCCACCCUGGAUUCCACCGCAUCUAGCCUGACCUCUUACGACAGCGAAGUGGCCACGCUGACCCAGGGGGCUCCUACGGCUCCUGGGGAUACUCCUGCUCCAGGCCCGCCGGCCCCAGCAGCCCCAGCUCCCCCAGCCCCGCAGCCAGGCCCCGAUCCUCCACCUGGCACGGAUUCUGGAAUCGAGGAGGUGGACAGUCGGAGCAGCAGCGAUCACCCGCUGGAGACCAUCAGCAGCGCGUCCACACUCAGCAGUUUGUCGGCCGAAGGAGGAGGCAACACAGGGGGCGUGGCUGGGGGCGGGGCCGGGGUGGCCAGUGGGACGGAGCUCCUGGACACCUACGUUGCCUACCUGGAUGGCCAGGCCUUCGGGGGCAGUGGGACUCCUGGCCCGCCAUACCCCCCACAGCUCAUGACUCCCUCCAAGCUCCGGGGCCGGGCGCUUGGGGCUGGUGGAAAUUUGAGACCUGGUCCCAGUGGGGGACUCCGAGAUCCUGUCACCCCCACCAGCCCUACUGUCUCUGUGACCGGAGCUGGAACAGAUGGGCUACUGGCCUUGAGUGCUUGCUCCGGACCCUCAACGGCAGGUGUGGCAGGGGGUCCCGUGGCGGUUGAGCCGGAAGUCCCGCCAGUACCUUUGCCCACUGCCUCGUCCUUGCCUCGGAAGCUGCUACCGUGGGAGGAGGGUCCGGGACCCCCACCACCACCCCUGCCAGGGCCCCUGUCCCAGCCUCAGGCCUCUGCCUUGGCCACGGUCAAAGCCAGCAUCAUCAGCGAACUCAGCUCCAAGCUCCAGCAGUUUGGUGGGUCCUCUGCCGCGGGAGGAGCUCUGCCUUGGGCUCGGGGAGGCAGCGGGGGCAGCACAGACAGCCACCACGGAGGAGCCAGUUACAUCCCAGAGAGGACCUCCUCCCUGCAGCGCCAGAGGCUCUCCGAAGACUCCCAGACCUCUCUCCUCUCCAAACCCAGCAGCAGCAUCUUUCAGAACUGGCCUAAACCCCCUCUGCCUCCACUCCCCACCGGAUCUGGGGUCUCCUCUUCGACGGCUGCAGCCCCGGGAGCUAUCUCCCCUUCAGCCUCCUCCGCCUCGGCUUCCACCCGACACCUGCAGGGCGUGGAAUUUGAGAUGCGGCCUCCGUUGCUCCGCCGGGCACCCAGCCCCUCGCUGCUGCCUGCCUCGGAUCACAAGGUCAGCCCAGCGCCCAGGCCCUCUUCUUUGCCCAUCCUGCCUUCAGGACCCCUCUACCCGGGCCUCUUCGACAUCCGUAGCUCCCCGACCGGAGGGGCAGGAGGCUCGGCUGACCCCUUUGCUCCAGUCUUUGUGCCGCCACACCCCGGGAUAUCUGGGGGUCUCGGAGGAGCCUUGUCGGGGGCCUCUCGCUCCCUAUCACCCACCCGCCUGCUCUCGCUACCCCCCGACAAGCCGUUCGGCGCCAAGCCUCUGGGGUUCUGGACCAAGUUUGACGUCGCCGAUUGGCUGGAGUGGCUGGGCUUAUCAGAGCACCGAGCCCAGUUCCUGGACCACGAGAUUGAUGGCUCCCACCUGCCCGCCUUGACCAAGGAGGACUAUGUGGACCUGGGCGUGACCAGGGUGGGCCACCGUAUGAACAUUGACCGGGCUCUCAAAUUUUUCCUGGAGAGGUGAUGGCUGGCCUGGACGGACCAACCCGUCCACAGGACCCUUGAGCCCGCUGACCUCUUGACCUCUGACCCCUCUGACCAUCAUUCUCUCCCCACCCCCUCAGGGGGCCAGGGAUUCUGCUGAAACUGUGCCCUGCCCCGUCUCCCCAGGCCUGACUGAAGUCCCCAAGUGGACCGGAUACAGGCCAGACACUGGCACCUCACAAGAGGUGGGCAGCUGAUACUAGACUGCGUGCGAGUGGAAAGGAGGGUGGGGGAGAUUAGAAAAUGACACAGGGGUACUGAGAAGGAGGGAAAGGUUGACUGGGAGGGGGAACAGACAGAGCCAUAGAGGGUCAGCCCAGAGCCUGUCCGGAUGGGGGGAGCUGCCCCCCAGACCGCAGGGGAAGGUGUGCCCUCCGAUUCCAUCACCUGCGCCCCUCUAAUAACCCUUUCCACCUCUCCAGGCCCCUCAGCCUCCCCCUCUCCCUGGCACUCCCAGCUGCCCCGCCCCUGCCUCUUGCACGCCGCUGGCUUCCCUCCCAGGCUGCGGUUUUGCACAAGCUUGCCCCCUGGCUGUCCUGCACACCGCUGGCCUGCAAGGCCCCCCAGCUCCCUAACACGCUGCGUUCUUUUUUGCUCAAGCGCCACGGCCUUUGCUAGCUUGCUCUCUGCAUUCUUUCUUCUUGGGAUGGAGGGUGGGGGGUUGCACCCUUUAUUUCUCUGAUCACCCUGGACCCAUGCUGCAGACACACAUGGGACUUUCCUUCCUCUCCUCCUCACAGACCCAGGCAUACUCCUGUAGCCCCUGGUCACCCCUUUUUUCUGCUCUGUCCUUGCACACUCUGAACACAUUUACCUCCAUUUCAUCCUUGGGGACACUUUCCUGUCCUGGCGCCCCCAAGCUCAUGAUGGCACUCCUGUCCCCUGCCUUCUCCAUUUUCUCUGACACAUUUUCUCGCACAUCCCUGGCACAUUCACAGCCCAGGUCUCUCUCUCUCUCUCUCUCUCUCUCUCUCUCUCUCUCUCUCUCUCUCUCUCUCUCUGGUUAUU
This is a messenger RNA of Peromyscus leucopus (white-footed mouse), 7761 nucleotides long. RefSeq names its product SH3 and multiple ankyrin repeat domains 1 (gene Shank1). Gene Ontology annotation, molecular function: ionotropic glutamate receptor binding; synaptic receptor adaptor activity. Gene Ontology annotation, cellular component: dendritic spine; postsynaptic density; postsynaptic membrane. The transcript has 25 exons. The coding region runs from base 230 to 6733 and encodes 2167 amino acids. The record is from RefSeq and is a predicted model, not a curated record. NCBI's taxonomy places the organism in Eukaryota, Metazoa, Chordata, Mammalia, Rodentia, Cricetidae.